Molecule: messenger RNA, 2340 nt
Organism: Peronospora belbahrii
Lineage: Eukaryota; Oomycota; Peronosporomycetes; Peronosporales; Peronosporaceae
Source: the annotation of a GenBank genome assembly
AUGCAAGACCGGGAAACGGACGCCAUACUUGGGUUACCUCACCCAUUUGGCAAGAUAUCACGCGACAGUUUGGAGACGUCAGGCGAUUUUACAACUGCCGAUAGCGACCUUUCUCGAAGCCGACUGUCAUCUGGUGAUAACCACUAUUUUGAUGCACAUGACCGAAACUCUUGCGUGAUGCUAGACGUCACGCACGCUGAUGCAAACGUCGAGUCAACGCACCCGAUUAAAAUUGCGUCAACAUCAGCAUGCUACGUCCAUGUUAAUUCCUCGAUAAACAUCUCAAUAGCCCACUCGAAAAAAGCAACAUCUAGUCGCAAGGACGGCACCAGCAAUCACUUGCAAGAGUUGUUCAGCGCUAAAAGUUCUCCUAUCACGACACCAGCCCAAAAGCGUCUUGUAACCCGAAAACAGCAUCGAUUGACACUCAAGGCGUUACUUGAGGCUAAACUCAGUGUCAGCAGUAUUGCUUUCCCCUCGCUGCUCACUAUAAAUGGUUACGAGUAUUCGUUCACGUCAGGGACAAGGGUCAAAGAAACACCGCUCGCAUUUUUUAUCGAUUGCCAACUCAACAGCUGUGGAGGGUCACGAACUUCCAUGCUGGUUUCAUCCUCCAAGCUUUUGCUCAAGAUAUUUAUCGAAGAUGACGCUGAAUUGGCAGAACAAGAGAGUUAUGCGCUUUCCUGCUUGCAAUAUGACGACUCCACACGAGCUUUUGCUCCAUGUAUCCACGACACUGCUCUCAAAUACGAACUAGUCAGCGAGAGUUCCAUGAUGGUACCAAACAUUGUGACCAUAAACUGCUGCAUCCUGGUGCUGGAAAUGCCGAGCUACAUUACGCUAAGUUCUUACGUUGCUACCGCACGUAUGCCAUCAUCUCAGCAAAUCUCUCAUGUGGUGACAGCAGUCCGUGCUCUCCACAGCCGAGAGCUUGUUCAUGGUGCUUUGCAUACGGACAGCUUUGUAGCAUACUCACCUGGUGGACGUUUGAAGCUCUGGGGUCUUGAACACGCUUCAAAAUCAGGACACAGCAUUCCGUUUACUGAUGUGGAUACUUUUGGCGUUUGCCAAGCCGAGUACGUGGCUCCUGAGUAUGCUUUAUUUGCACUGAAAAACGCAAAUAGCUGCCGUACUUCUCCUGCGUUGGAUGUCUGGAGUCUCGGAGUCAUUAUUCUAAAGAUGUACGUCUUGGAUCGACAACUUGAAGAGUUUCAAGGCUGCACGACACGACAUGAUGUAUUCCGACGCUUAAACGCUUCAGGUAUUGAUAGAGAAGUAGCAAGCCCUUGCUUUUUUGAGCGAUCGAUUGCUCAGUUCGUGCAAAACGACGAUGUGAAAGACAUUUUGCAUCAGUGUUUCCAGCGCUGUUGGACAUCCAGACCUUCCGUUGACUCAAUCCUGAACCACGCGUUUUUCCAGCCAAAUAAAUGCGAGGUGUCACGUUUACUCACGAUGGCAAACUCGACUGGUCCUCACAUGCAUUCUGUAAUGACAAACAGGAAAGGUCUAGUCACGUCCUGUACGUCAAAAGAUAUACCAUCUUCAGGUGAACCUGAGCGUGAAACUAGUGGCAGGGAUCAAGGUUCCUACAGAAUUGAAAAUGAUGUUCACGAGCUUGGCGACGUAGCACUCGAGUCAUUACCGCCGAGUUUGUGUCUCUUCUUGGCUCCAGUAGAGCUGGCGCUCGAUUCAACAAAGCGUACCAGCUUCUACUCAGUAGAGCAAUGGGUCUCCAAGCUCCAGCAUCUACAACAACAACGGGCAGAAGAAUUGCGUUUCCCACUCAUUUUCACGUGCGAGUCAUAUGAAUCAAACUUUGCCGUGCCGUGCACUGUCUGCACUACGCCAAAGUUUGGUGUGAGCGUCACAGCUUCUUUGCUGCCGCUUGUGAUGCCGCUAGUACGAGAGACAAUGCUGUUCCUUGAGGCCCGCGCUAUCGUAUCUUCCGGAUCGAGCAUUGAGAAAACAGGCGGACUUGCUGGCCCCCAUCCGUGGCACGAACUUCGAACAUUUUAUCGUGCAUUGGAACACAUGGAGCUAGCAACUGUCAACCCCGUAACUGAAGUCGAGCUUGGACCGAUGGAGCAGCAAUUGAAUGCUCAAGACCCAGCAAAGGCGCAAGAAGUGCUUGAAAAGCUCACCCGCCUUAUAUUCAAUGAGGACAAACGCAAAUAUAUCCGAAACUUGCUAGAUGCUUUCGUUAGUGAAGAAGGUCUGGUGUCUCGCUCUGAACGCAGCAGUUGGGCGACGUUAUACCGCUGCAAUGUGACUUAUGAAACCUCAUCAACGUUGAGUCGAACGCGUUGGCUAUGUAGUCACCAUGCGCGGUGCCAUAGUUAG